Durusdinium trenchii is the source of this 672-nucleotide messenger RNA. The record is from the annotation of a GenBank genome assembly. Lineage: Eukaryota; Dinophyceae; Suessiales; Symbiodiniaceae.
AUGUCGCCGACCAAUCGACCUGUGGUUCAGUACCCGGCCUCACCCACGCGGCAGGUGAUCGCCGUGCCGUCGGUGAGCUCCCCCGUGCCGCUGAGCGCCGGGUCCUUCGUGAGCCCCGUGAGCAUGGUGCCGCCGGUGACGACGCCGAUGCCAAUGACCUACAGCCAGGUGUCACAGGUGGCUCCAGUCCUCACGAUUCCCUUCCAGUUUGGGAAGGUCUCCAAUCCCUCCCUGACCGUGAAGAAGCCGCUCGAGGCCGGUGCCGCGGAGGCCGCCAAGUGCGGGCAGUCCAUCCACCACGCGGCCAAGAUGGGGAACAUCGAAGCGAUUCGCUACAUCCACAGGAAUCACCCACACAGCAUCCAUACCUAUGAUGAAACCGGUCAGAUGCCAUUGCACCAUGCCGUUUGCAAAGGCCACAAGGAGAUGGUCAAGGAGCUGUUGAAGCAUGGCGCAGAUAUCGAGGCCACCAACCAUGACGGCAUGAAGUUUGCCGUGCUCGUGGCCCUUGGGGUUUGCAAGGUUCCCACAUGUAGAGUCUACGUGUGGGUAGACCUAGAAGAUGCCCAAAUGGCUGAGCACAAUUUCAGGGCUGCUCAGGACGUGAGCAAGGCAUUCGAAGACUUCAUCGCGAAGUUCGAGAAGCUCCUUGGCCAGAGAGGCCACGGCUGA